Molecule: messenger RNA, 1581 nt
Organism: Beta vulgaris subsp. vulgaris (sugar beet)
Lineage: Eukaryota; Viridiplantae; Streptophyta; Magnoliopsida; Caryophyllales; Amaranthaceae
Product: LOB domain-containing protein 15
Exons: 3
Coding region: 107-1006 (299 amino acids)
Source: RefSeq, a predicted model, not a curated record
ACUAUUUUGACUUUGUCUUUUAAGUUAGCAAACAACCUUCUUUCUUCUCUUCUCCUUCAGUCCACUUCUAUAUCAUCUUCUUCUUCUCAUAUUACAGCGUAUAUGAAUGUUCAGAGAAAGGGAGAGAUUUGAGGAGGAUGAAAUAGGAAAAAGGAUAAAAAGAGAGAUUGAUGCUGCAAAAUCAAUGGUGGCAAGUAGUUACUAUGAAAAUAAUCAUCAGAUUCAGGUAACAGGAAGAAGAUCAUCACCACAUAUGAUGGGAUUAGGUUCUCCUUCUCCUAUAGGUAACACUUUGAACACCAUUACCCCUUGUGCUGCUUGCAAGCUUCUCCGGCGACGUUGCGCCGAAGAAUGCCCUUUCUCUCCUUAUUUCUCCCCUCAUGAACCUCAGAAGUUCGCCGCCGUUCAUAAAGUCUUUGGUGCUAGCAAUGUCUCCAAGUUGCUCAUGGAAGUACCAGACACCCAAAGAGCAGACGCAGCAAAUAGUCUAGUAUACGAAGCAAAUGUAAGGUUAAGAGAUCCAGUAUAUGGGUGCAUGGGUGCAAUUUCAGCUUUACAACAACAAGUCCAAACAUUACAAGCUGAACUUAAUGCAGUUAGGGCUGAAAUUUUGAAGUACAAAUAUAGAGAAGCAGCUAAUACACUUAUGUCUGCUACUAAUACUACUCAACAACAUACUCAUCCACAACAUCAUCCUAACAAUAAUAAUUCUUUGGUUACUUCUGUCGCCGCCGCCGCCGCCGUUAUAGCUGCUAGUCUACCACCACAAGUACAAUCACCACCGCAUCAGUCUCAGCAGCAACCUCAACAAACCACCCCACCGCCUCCGCCCGCUACGCCUCCGCCGCAGCAGCCUGCAGCUUCUGUUGUUGUGGUUCCUUCAUCUCCUAUGGGUGCAGCUUCUUUGUAUACACCACCAUUACAACCUCCUGAUCAUUCUGGUACCAACAACAAUGGGUUUAGUUCUAUUCCAACUGAUCAUAACAAUGUUCCAUAUUUUGAUUGAUAAUUUUUUCUCGGAAAAAUUCACAACAGAGAGCUCAACUAUUACUCAUUUUCUUUUAGAAGUCACCACUAUGGAUUAUUCUCUACAGGUCCCAAGUUUACUAUCUUGUGAUUUUCAUAGGUCCGGAGUUACUUAUAACCUGUUUAGAAAGUAAGACUCUUAAAUAUUUACCAUCUUCGAACACUUUUUAAACCGUUUAUAAGUAAUUCAGGACUUAUAAAAAUUACAAUAUGGUAAACUUGAGACAUGUAGGGAAUAAUCCAUGGUUGGGACCUAUAAAAGAAAAUGGUAAUAAUUGAGCCUUCUUAUGAAUUUUUCUUUUUUCUUCCAAUUUUUGUUUUUUUUUUUCUUACACAAAACUGUAGUUUAGACUUUAGACACUUUUUUUUUUAAUAACUUAAACCUUGUGAUCUGGUAGUAUUAUAGUUUAGAUUUAAUCAAAAUAAGGCAAACAAAAAAAAAAAAAGAGUACUGAUGAAUGAUGAUAAUCUUACUUAGAAUAUUUGAACGUACACAUGGGUUUACAGCAUCUAAUUAAUUGAAAGAUUUCAUUAAUAUAUUUUUUUCUGUUUUCA